AUGUAUUGGCCCAUUGGAACUCCUCGUAUCCAUGCUACCAGCAGCAGUCGAGCUCCCGCCUUCAAGCUAGUCGUCUCCAAUGAUGGCCUCACGAGCCCUUCCGAGUCCAGUUUAACCGCUUCACCUGGUCUUGCCAGCACCCAGCCCCGCGGCCACACCCUCGAUGAUCUCGAUUCCCUCCCCCCGCCGACGCCAGUAACGCCUGUGACACCAGGAGUCCGACCUGUCGAGCACGAUGAUUACACGACGAGCCGACCGCAGCCGUCUCUGGAAGGCGCCGAUGCCGACGGGAUACCAAUAAAAGAUCCUAUUCUGGCCCUUCGCGUCUCUCGCUCCGGGCACUUGUUUGCCGUCAUCACAACCACCUCCAUCACCAUCUGGCAGACAAAGCCCGCUGUUAUUCUCGCUGUCGUCGUGCGAUCCGAUUAUUCCCUCGAAACAUACGGCAAGAAUGUCGACCUCUUGCUCCGACCCGACUCGGCCAUUCUCGUCAUACACACCGACCAGGGCUACCUCAUCACCUACUCUCUAGCCACCGAUUCUGAUUCGCGCGUAUACAAACCUCAUUUCGCAAACUACCAUAAUGUUCAGCGACGAAGACAGAGCCUCAUCGGAGGCCUCGCUGGGCUGCCUCCUGAGCAGAUCCUAUGGGGCGCUGGCGAAGGACCAGGGGUCCGCGACCUGAGCGUCCGCUUUAGGAUGGUUAUCAAGGUCGAUGCUGGUAUCGAAAGUGCACUGGCCCUCGACGAUGAGUUGGUGGUAGCCACGAGAAAACCAGCCGCAGUUCAAUGCAUUCGCUGGACACCUGAUAGUACCGGAAGCCAGACGAGGACCGAGAUCAUCAGCCGAAUGGGUUGGGUUGAGAAGAAGGCCACUAUUGUCGAGAUGACGCAUGAUCGCCCUAUGAAUCUGCUCACCUGGAUCACUAGCAGCGGGCGAGCUUAUGCUGUUCAGCGCUACAAUCACCACGGAGACUCUAAUCAGGCAGACGACGCGGAUGCUAAACGGUUGUUCAAAGGCCACUGUUUCCAUGUCCCGAAAGGUCAUCACGACCGUGCUGUUGCAGCCGUCAUAAACGCACGGUUUUCCCUCAUUGCCGUGGGAUGUUGCGAUGGCACAGUGCAAGUCUAUUCCGUCCGGGACUAUUCUGGCAACAUUCCUCACUCGCAUACCCACAAGAUCCCUGUAUCACCAUCUUCCUCGGGCCCGUUUACCAGCUUGAGUUACUCCCCCGAUGGUUACUGCCUGUUCGCAGGUUUCAAAAAGGGAUGGUCAACCUGGAGCAUGUUUGGCAAGCUUGGGAGCCAUAGCUUCAGCUCAGAAGAGACUGCGUCUCGAGCCAACGGAGAGGAGUGGCUUUCUGGAGUUUCUGGAGCCACAUGGGUAGGGGGAGGCUCCGAGAUUCUAAUGAUAGGCCACCGGCAUGAAGCCAUCUGGUCACUCGAAAUGGCUAAGAAUGCCGUCACUGGGUGUUACAACGAGGCCAACGUUUUUCGGACGGUACUACAGACGCCGUCAAGCGUCAUGGUCUACAGAGGUUACGACGUGCCGGAUCUUACUAGUAUCUCAGCCGAGCCCUUCCUGUGGCAUACAGCAAAAAUCCCUGCAACUUAUCUCCUGAACCAGUGGCCAAUCCGGCAAACCGUCAUCUCGUCGGAUGGUCGAUACGUUGCCGUGGCUGGUCGUCGUGGACUUGCUCAUUACAGCGUCAACAGUGGCCGAUGGAAGACGUUUGCCAACGAGGCGAUGGAGAACGAGUUUCAGGUCAGAGGAGGCAUGUGCUGGCAUCAACACAUCCUCGUGGCCGCAGUUGAGGCUAACAGAACAUUUGAACUGCGGCUUUUCUCUCGGGAGACGGGACUCGAUUCGUCUCAAAUUCUUCAUAAGCAAACAAUCCCGGCUCCGGUGGUGCUCGUGACCACCUCUGGAGAGGACUCGCUCCUCGUCUACACCUACGAGAACCUAUUAUACCACUUUAUCUUCACACCCCAUGGUGGUUCGGUACGACUCAUUCAAGUGGGUCAGAUUGCCUUCCAUGGCAUUGUUAGAUCUCCAGCUCGAGUCCGAGGCUUGAGCUGGAUACUACCGGAUACCCAGUUGACAGAUGGGGAUCCUUCCCAAGACGUGGCAGUGGCGUCGGUGAUUUUCCUUGUUGAUGGGAAGCUCGUGCUGCUGCGGCCCUCAUUAAACGACGAGGGCCAGUUGAAGUAUGACAUGCGGGUAAUUGCACAGAAUGUGGAAUACCAUGCCAGCAUGCGAGACCAGCCGCUGCGAAACGCCAAUCGCCAGCUGGAGGACACUCCUCCGCGGAACGGACCGUCAGUUCUGCGAGAUUCUCUCUGGGUGUUUGAUGGGAUGGAGCUCAAGGCCUGGCCGAACAUUAACGAUGUGCUUGAAGCAGCAGGGGACAACAACAGGGAGCCGCCGACUCCAGUGUCGGUACCGGUUGACUUUUAUCCUCUUUCGGUCCUUCUCGAGAAGGGCAUCGUGCUGGGAGUCGAGUCAGAUCUGGUCCAGCGUCGCGAUGUGAACUUUUCCUAUUUCCACUUCACAAUCAGGACACACCUCGUACUCCCGGACCUGCUUCGCUUCUACCUCCGCCAAAGCAGAUCAGUUGAGGCGGCACAUCUUGCCCAGCAGUACCAAGAACUCGAGUACUUUGCACACGGCCUCGAGAUUCUACUACAUCGCGUGUUGGACGAAGAGGUGGACACAUCGCCGAAGCCUGCGGACGCCGUCCUACCUCGUGUACUAUCACUCCUGUCGUCCUUCAAAGAGUAUCUUGACAUCGUGCUACAGUGCACACGCAAGACCGAAGUGCGGCAGUGGAAGACGCUCUUUGCGUACCUCCCUCCGGCGCAGGAACUCUUUGAAGAAUCCCUUCAAAGGGGCUCGCUGAAGACGGCUGGAGGAUAUCUCAUUGUGUUACAUACAUUGGACGAACUGGGUUCGUCAACCGAACAAUCUGUGCGACUAUUGUCUCGGGCGAUGCGGGAGGGAGACUGGGAACUAUGCAAGGAGCUUGCCCGGUUUUUGGCAGCCAUGGACGAGACGGGUGAGACGUUGCAAGAGGCCAUGAGGAUGGUGGAGGUGGUGCUACGGCAAGAUUCGGGCCAGGACAGUAUAGGAAGUCGGCUACAGAUUCCAUCGACACGGACGGUGAACGGUGGAGGGAGCGGAAUGACGAGUGGCGAUGAGGACGGCACUUCGGAGUCGGACAGACGCUCAGCCAGCGACGGAGGCAGUAUUGCUUCAACGAUCAGCGCGCCGUAG
Fusarium keratoplasticum is the source of this 3273-nucleotide messenger RNA. Its product is annotated as RIC1 domain-containing protein. Lineage: Eukaryota; Fungi; Ascomycota; Sordariomycetes; Hypocreales; Nectriaceae. The transcript is spliced from 3 exons. The record is from RefSeq and is a predicted model, not a curated record. Gene Ontology annotation, cellular component: Ric1-Rgp1 guanyl-nucleotide exchange factor complex; Golgi membrane; cytosol. Gene Ontology annotation, biological process: retrograde transport, endosome to Golgi; intracellular protein transport. Bases 1 to 3273 code for a protein of 1090 amino acids. Gene Ontology annotation, molecular function: protein binding.